Closterium sp. Naga37s-1 is the source of this 3063-nucleotide messenger RNA. The record is from the annotation of a GenBank genome assembly. Lineage: Eukaryota; Viridiplantae; Streptophyta; Zygnematophyceae; Desmidiales; Closteriaceae.
AUGACCAUCGCGGUCGCCAUCGUCGCCCUCGCGGUGGUCUCGCCUCUUCCCGUCCUGCCAGGAACCCAUGCGGCCACGGUCUUACCCUCUGAAUUUACGGUCCUGCAGGCGUUGAAGCGAGAGUGGGGCGCGUUCAACGGCAGUGAGACGUGGACGUCUAGCACUGACUGUACCAACGGUGACAUGAAGGGCGUUGCCUGCAGUUUCUUUGGCGAGAUCUAUGCUUUGGGUGUGUUCAACAAGGGUAUCAAAGGCAGCAUACCCACCAGCAUUGGCACCCUCCAAGAGCUGCAAUUCCUGGACCUGUCUGGCAAUCAGCUUACAGGCCCCCUUCCGUCGUUCUUUGCCCAACCUGGUGUUAUGAAUCAGCUGGACCUUAGUAACAACCAGCUUAGUGGCUCCAUACCUGCAAUCUUCAGUAGGUUUGGGGGCCUGCUGCAACUGCGCCUGAACGACAACCAGCUCUCAGGAACUAUCCCGGAGGACAUGCUUGCAGUCAUCGGCAACAUCAAUAUCCUUCUCCUCCACAACAACCAGCUCACGGGAUCGAUUCCUGCCAGAAUAAGCAACUUGGAACCUCUUCAAUUCUUAGACUUGAGUGGUAACCAGCUGGAUGGGAACGUGCCUGUUGGAUUGAGCCUCCUGACUAACCUUCAGUUACUAAAAAUCGGCAAGAACCAGAUCACAGGGGUUGUUCCCUCGCAACUAGCAUUUCUGACAAGAUUGAAUUACUUGUAUCUCAAUGACAAUAGCCUUUCCGGAAGUUUUCCCACUGCGAUGAUGGGAAUGAAUAACAUCGUGGAAUUGUCACUGGCCAACAACCAGCUAGUGUCAAACGAUGUGAACGUGAUUCUUGCUGGCUUCACCACCGUCAGUGUACUGUGCGUGCGCUCUCACUCUCUCACUCACUGCAUGCUGUAUGUCCUCACUGCCUGGUCACCGCCGUUAUCCCCCCCACUCCAGAAGAAUCGCUGCGUGAAUUCCUCCAUCGCCCCACCGCAUACUGCGGCCACCGAGUCGUCACUAGUAACUGCUGGGCUGGGCGUAUGUCGUAAUAGCAGCAGAGAAGCACCCUACAGCAUCCUCCCUCGUCUAUUUUCCCAUCCCCCCUCUCUCUCAGGCGACUGCUGGGCGUACGCGGUGGUGGGCAGCAUAGAAAUGGCAUACGGCAUUCUCUCCAACCUCUCCGCCGUGCCGCUCCUCUCCGUCUCCCAGCUACGCGACGCCCUCGGCUCCUCAUGCUCGCAGGGCAACUCGCCCUCCCAGGCCUUCCAGUAUCUCAUCACUCUCAAUGCCAAGGCCAACAUUGGGCUGAUGGAGGAUGGGAAAGGGGGGGCGGUGGUGAGCGGGGGCGGAGCCAAGAAGAAUGGCAGCACCGGCGCGAGCCCGCUCUGUAGCAUACCUGUUUUUGCUCAACUUAGCAAGCCAUCGGGGGGGCCAUUCAGGGUGAACGGGUUUGAGCGCACGGCGUUCCACGGCUGGUUUGGGCUGCUGCUGGCCGUGCAGCGACAGCCCGUGGUGGUGCAUGUGCAGGCCACCGCCCCCUCCUUCCUCAACCAUGAUGGGCUAUCCAAGUACGCGGACCCAUCCUGCUUCACGUACAACCUGAACCACGUGGUGCUGCUGGUGGGCUAUCGCCUCACUGGCUCAGACCCCACCUUCCCGCACAUGGCGCCGCCCUUCUGGAUCAUCCGCAACUCAUGGGGCCCGGAGUGGGGCGACGGCGGGCACAUGCGGAUGGACAUCCAGGGGGGCGACGGCGUGUGUGGGAUCAACACCCUGCCUGGGAUCUACCCGGUGGUGCGCGCUGCUGCCGACCCAUGCAACGUCAACGGCACGAGGAGGGAGGAGUUUGGGUCGCUGUUCAACCCCUGUGGCAACUUCACAUGCACUGUUGAUGGGAGCAGCAACCGCUGCGAUUGCAACGACCCGCGAUUCGUUGAGGCUCGCAAUCCUGACAACACACGCACCUGUGCUUACAAGGAUGCAUGCAGGGCAGCGGUGCGCAAUCCGUGUGCGGUGGGCACAUGUGUGAAUGAUGGCAAGGGGUCAUACUCGUGUGUGUGCCCCCCGGGCUUCAGGCAGGGCACCACCGUUGAUGGCACCUUCUCCUGUGGUCCAGGCGACUCCAGCAGCAAGUACACGGUGGUGCUGGAGGGGCUCACAUGUGCAGACAUCCACCCCGUGUACAGCCUCACUCUCGCCCAACUGCAAGCCCAGAACCCGGGUCUGAGCUGCAGUGCUCCUCUCGCUGUCGACACGGUGGUGAACGUGGUCCAGCCAGCCGACCUCACGCCCUGCUCCGUCUACUACACCACGUCCGAGUUCCCCUUUUCUGAUACCCCUCUCAUCCUUCCCCCUUUCCCCCGCCCACUCGUCUCCUCUCUUAUUUUCUCGCUCGUCCUCCUGUCUACUCUCCAACCCUCCCUCCCAUCCCCCCAGGGCGACACAUGUGAGUCGCUAGCCACCUACUUCUCCAUCACCGCUGGCUGCCCGACUCCCACUGAGCCCUGCGCAGAGGCCUUCCAGGCGCUCAACCCCGGGCUGGACUGCUCCGGCAGCGGGGAGCUGCUGCCCAGCCAGGCGGUGUGUGUGGAGCGGCGGGCGGAGAGUGCAGCGGCGCUGCUCAUCCCGGUGUGCUCGCAGUUCUAUCUGGUGCAGGCCGGGGAGACGUGCGACCAGAUCCGCUCCGUGCCCUCCCCGCCGCUCUCCCCUCUCGAGUUCUUCCGCCUCAACCCCGGCAUCAAGUGCAGCCGCCUCGUGCCCAAGACUGACGUCGGCAGCCUAACAGGCUUUGAGGUCUGCUCUCCUCUUCGUCCACAUCACCCUCUCCCCUGCAUUAUCCUCUCCUCCUCCGCAUUCUCUCCUCCCUUUCUUCAUCCUCUCCCCACUCGUCCGUGCCCUCUCCUCUUGCCUCUCGCUUUCACGAAUUCUGUUGAUUGUUUCUCUGGUUCGCACCUAGUUUCACCCGCAGGUUGCCGGUUCCAUGCAAUUCCAUGGCAUUCAGGGCGUAUCUCACUUCGUGUCGAGGAUCUGUUUGUGUCAUCCAAGAUUCUUGGCUGA